Molecule: messenger RNA, 2002 nt
Organism: Vombatus ursinus (common wombat)
Lineage: Eukaryota; Metazoa; Chordata; Mammalia; Diprotodontia; Vombatidae
Gene: CAMKK2
Product: calcium/calmodulin dependent protein kinase kinase 2
Exons: 17
Coding region: 100-1872 (590 amino acids)
Biological process (GO): protein phosphorylation; activation of protein kinase activity; CAMKK-AMPK signaling cascade
Molecular function (GO): protein kinase activity; ATP binding
Source: RefSeq, a predicted model, not a curated record
CCCCGGGCAGCCCGGCCGGCCGCGCGCAGGACCCAGCGCCGGGUCAGAGCUGUCAGAUGGGAGAGCCCCAGCAGACUGGAUGAAGCUGGCGUGGGCACCAUGUCAUCAUGUGUCUCUAGCCAGCCCGCCCCCACACCCUCGGAGAGGCCCACACCACGGGAUGAGAACCCUAAACCCUGCGAGGCCCUCCACGGGCUCUCAUCCCUGAGCCUCCACUUGGGCAGCAUGGAGUCCUUCAUCGUGGUGACUGAGUGCGAGCCUGGCUGUGCCAGCGGGGCCCUGGGCCAGGGGCAGCCGGAGGAGCAGAUGGAGCACGGUGGGGAGGAGGAGGAGGUUCUCCAGGCACCUGCUGACCCUGGGCCCCAGGCCCGGCCCCACCUCUCCGGCCGCAAGCUGUCCUUGCAGGAGCGGUCCCAGGCCACCCUGUCCCCUGGAGGGAGCGGGAGUGUGAACGGCCGCUUUAUCUACCCCUCUCUUCCUUACUCUCCGGUCAGCUCACCCCAGUCCUCCCCCCGGCUCCCCCGCAGGCCCACGGUGGAGUCUAGACACGUCUCUAUCACCGGGAUGCAGGACUGUGUACAGCUUAAUCAGUAUACGCUGAAAGAUGAGAUUGGGAAGGGUUCUUAUGGAGUGGUCAAGCUGGCUUACAACGAAGAUGACAAUACUUACUAUGCCAUGAAGGUGCUUUCCAAAAAGAAGCUGAUGCGGCAGGCAGGCUUCCCCCGCCGUCCCCCACCCCGUGGCACCAAGCCCGCCUCAGAAGGCUGCAUCCAACCCAAGGGCCCCAUUGAACAGGUCUACCAAGAGAUCGCUAUUCUCAAAAAGCUGGACCAUCCCAAUGUGGUGAAGCUGGUGGAGGUCCUGGAUGACCCAAAUGAGGACCAUCUCUACAUGGUGUUUGAACUGGUCAAUCAGGGGCCUGUAAUGGAAGUGCCAACAGUCAAGCCACUGACUGAGGACCAGGCCCGAUUCUACUUCCAAGAUCUGAUCAAAGGCAUUGAAUACUUGCACUACCAGAAGAUCAUCCACCGAGACAUCAAGCCUUCCAACCUCCUGGUUGGAGAGGAUGGACACAUCAAGAUCGCGGACUUUGGGGUGAGCAAUGAAUUCAAGGGCACCGACGCCCUCCUCACCAACACCGUGGGCACACCGGCCUUCAUGGCGCCUGAAACACUGUCUGAGACCCGGAAGAUCUUCUCUGGGAAGGCUCUGGAUGUGUGGGCCAUGGGAGUGACCCUCUACUGCUUUGUCUUCGGCCAGUGCCCAUUUAUGGAUGAACGGAUCUUGUCUUUGCAUAGUAAGAUCAAAAGCCAGGCCCUGGAGUUCCCAGACCAGCCCGAUAUUGCUGAUGAUCUGAAGGACCUGAUUGUGCGAAUGUUGGAUAAGAAUCCCGAGUCCAGGAUCAUUGUCCCAGAGAUCAAGCUACACCCCUGGGUCACAAGGCACGGGGCCGAGCUGCUGCCAACAGAGGAUGAGAACUGCACCUUGGUGGAGGUGACGGAAGAGGAGGUGGAGAACUCCAUCAAACACAUCCCCAGCCUGGCGACUGUGAUCCUUGUGAAGACCAUGAUCCGUAAACGAUCUUUUGGGAACCCUUUCGAGGGUAGCCGGCGGGAAGAACGUUCCUUGUCUGCCCCUGGAAACCUGCUCACAAAAAAACAUACAGGGGGAUGUGAGCCCUUCCUGGAGUCCAAGCAGGAAGCAAGGCAGCGAAGACAGCCUCAGGUACACCGACCUGCCGCAAGUCGGGGAGGAGGAGGUGGUCUGGUGAAGACUGCCGCCCUGGUGGAAGCGCGGGCCCCGGACCGCCCGGUGGGUAACGGGCACCGGCCGCUGCCUCCGCCGGGAGAGGCAGCGAUGGAGCCUGAAUAACGCCGGCUGGGCACGUCCACGGUCCGGCCUGCUCGCCUCCACGGGGCCCCGUGCUGGCCGCCAACACAUCCUGUCUCCAUAGCCGCAUGUCCUACCGAAACUGACCACUUGUGUAAAGCGUUGCCCGUCA